Molecule: messenger RNA, 3154 nt
Organism: Diabrotica virgifera virgifera (western corn rootworm)
Lineage: Eukaryota; Metazoa; Arthropoda; Insecta; Coleoptera; Chrysomelidae
Gene: prtp
Product: thioredoxin domain-containing protein 5 homolog
Exons: 5
Coding region: 144-1307 (387 amino acids)
Biological process (GO): protein folding
Cellular component (GO): endoplasmic reticulum
Molecular function (GO): protein disulfide isomerase activity
Source: RefSeq, a predicted model, not a curated record
AACUGUCACUGUCAAAUACAUAAAUACAAAUUUUCUCAACUCAUUUCUCUUUGAUUAGUGUAGGUUGAAUGUACUUUGUCCGGCAAACGAUUUUCGUGUUUAAUGAUAAUUAUUAAAUAAAUUGUAAUACUUGUACAAAGAAAAUGGGUCCUCAUAGUGUAUUGUCGUUAAUGUUUGCGUCAGUAGUAAUCACAUUAGCUCAUGAAGAUGUUUACUCAAUCAAAUACACCACAGAAAAUUUUUCCCAAGAAGUUGGAAAGAAAAAUCAUUUUGUCAUGUUCUACGCCCCUUGGUGCGGGCAUUGUCAAAAAUUUUCUCCAAAAUGGGAACAAUUAGCUGAAAUGUUGAAUGAAGAUGACACGAAUAAUAUAAAAAUAGCUAAAGUUGAUUGUACUACAGACAGUGAAGUAUGCUCCGAACAAGAUAUUACUGGAUAUCCCACACUUAAAUUUUACAAAGUAGGAGACUCAGAAGGUGUGAGGUUUAGAGGAACCAGAGAUCUUCCUUCAAUAACCAAUUUUAUCAAGGAGCAACUGAGAGAGGGAGAUGAAAGCCAUACUGAGGAAGCAGUCUCUGAUGAAGCCACGGCCGUUGAUGGCUUGACCGAGCUGACAGAAGAUAACUUCCACAAACAUGUUAAGAGUGGAAAACAUUUUAUCAAGUUCUAUGCCCCUUGGUGUGGACACUGUCAGAAAUUAGCCCCAGCGUGGGAGCAACUCGCUAAAACUCUAGAGCUUGACAAUGAAGUUACCGUAGGGAAAGUAGACUGCACGCAGCAUAGAUCUGUCUGUAACGACUUUGACGUGAAAGGAUACCCCACUCUAUUAUGGAUAGAAAAUGGCGCAAAGGUGGACAAGUACCAAGGAGACAGAAGCCACGUCGACCUCAAGCAAUACGUUAACAAAAUGUUAGGAUCCGAGAAGACAGAAGGAGCAACUCCAAAAGAGGCUGCAUCUGACGCUGAUCUUCCAUCAGGAGAAGUAACCGGCGACAACUUCAAGUCUACCAUAGAAUCGGGCAUUUCUUUCGUCAAGUUUUACGCGCCAUGGUGUGGGCAUUGUAAGAGACUGGCACCAGUUUGGGACAGCCUCAGAGAGAAGCUCGUCUCAAGACCUGAAGUUAAGGUCCUUAAAGUAGACUGUACGUUAGAAGUUAACAAACAGUUGUGUAAUGACGAAGAAAUUGAAGGUUUUCCCAGUCUUAAUCUAUACCAAAACGGCGAGAAGAUCGCUUCGUAUAGUGGCAGUAGGAGUUUGGAAGAUCUACAAGACUUUUUGUUGAAGCAUACACCACGUGAUGAACUAUAAACAUUUCUAGUUUACAAAAAAUUAUAACUUCUUUAUUUAAAAUCAAUUUUUUUUGUUCUUGGUUUUUUUGUUCGAAAAGUAUUUUCUUCGUUGAAUUAACGAAACAAACUAUUCACACCACUGUUUUACAUAUCUUUCCGCAAUACAGGGUGGUUUGUAUUAGGUAUUAUCUUAUCUAUGAUAAGUAUCACUUAUUUGCUUGUUAACUGUAUAUACCACUUAACUAAACCACUUCAGGUCAACGUUUUACACACUCUAGCAACGAUUGUCUUUGAAAAAAUACUUAACAUCGUUAUUUCACGAAGGAUUCCACAACCUUUACUUUAAAUAUACAGGGUGUCCCAGAAAAUAGUGCGUUCCUUUAAGGUAUGGAUAUAAUACACAAUGUAAAACAAAAAAGUCCUAUAACAUUUUUUUCUAAAGUUAACUGUUUCCAAAAAAAAAUUACAUUGUUCUCCAUAUAAGCGAACUUUUAUUUUCAUAAAAUUAACUAAUCUGACAUCACUGUACAAGAACUGUUUGUGAUUUAGGUUAUUGACACCACAAAUGUAGGUCAGACAGGUAGACACCUGCAAAAUAAUUAUACCACCCUAUGUGUGAAAAUCAAACAAAACAAGAAUUUGUUUGUUUGUUGAGGAAAAAGACAGUUUUAACUAUUUAGAAUGGGAAAUAAGCCACAAUAUUAUUAAAAAAUGAUUUUUAUUAACGUUUCGACGCCCAAAUCGGGUGCCGUUGUCAAAAUACAAAAUAGUAUUUUGUAUUUUGACAACGGCACCCGAUUUGGGCGUCGAAACGUUAAUAAAAAUCAUUUUUUAAUAAUAUUGUGGCUUAUUUCCCAUUCUAAAUAGUUAAAAUUGUAAAAAUGCCACAAGAAAAUAGCUUCAGAAAAAGACAGGUUUUAAUGUAAAUACUAAAGGCCCAUGCGGCAAUUGUGACUGUGUCUAUCUUUAGAUUUUGUAUACAUAGUUGUCAGAUUUCAAUUUGCAUUCCAAAAGGUAUUUUUGUUUUUUGGCCAAACGGCUGAGUUUAGAAAAAAAUGUUAUGACUUUUUUGCUCUACAUGGUGCCUUCUACCUAUACCUUUAAGGAACGCACUAUUUUCGGGGACACCCUGUAUUUAUAAUUAUAUUAAACAAGGCAACAAAGUCCUCGUUAGUUGCCUAAAUGUCUUCCGGUUUCAUGUUCUUAUUCUAUUGCUUCGUGUGACUCCCCUGUGGAUAUUUUUCCAUAUCAUUCCACCGUGGUGUCCGGAAUUUUUACUUUUACUUCAAUUUCUACACUUUCACAACACUAAGUACUGUUAGUAAUUGGUUUUUCUUUACCUUUUAUCAUCAAUCUUUUGUUCUCGCUAUAUUUUGUUUUGUUGUAUUUGCAAUAGAAGAUAAAUAUUUCUUUUAAAAUGCACUAUAAAAAAAAAGAAAUAUUACCAACUGUAUUUGUUAACUGUAUACCUAUCUUUGCUAGAUUUCGCCAAAGCAACAUUUUUUUGCUUAAAAUCACAAGUACUAACUAUUUUUUGAUUUUAUUUUCACCUAUGGCACACAGCAGUGCUCCCAAAUUAAAAAUAAGGUGUUAUAUUUCUUCAGCUAUUAAUGAUUUUCGAGUAAGGAGCUACUCUUUCUACUGUAAAAGUAGAACAAAAUCAUCAGUAGUACUAGUUUUAUUAAAAAUUUCCAUUCAUUUAAAAAUGUAGUUCUGAAAUAUUGUGAUAUUUUUGUGUUUAUAGCAGUAUUUUGCUCAAUUUUUGUUAAAUAUCAGUAGUUAAAGAACCAUUCCCAAUUUGUGUGUUCAAUACCUUUGUAUUUUGAUUGGUUUUGUUGUUUAAUUUUAAAUAAAGAUUAAAGAUAU